AUGUCAUUGACCAACAGUGUGACCGAUUAUCCUGUUGAGCAUGGAAGAACCUACCACAGGUACCACGAGGGAGCUUAUGUAUACCCCAAUGAUGAACAGGAAUUAGAACGCCUAGAUAUGCAACAUCACAUGAUUAAAAUGACGAUGGACGGAAAGCUAUUCCAAGCUCCCCUCCAAGACCCAAAGAACAUUCUUGACAUUGGUACUGGGUCAGGGAUAUGGCCAAUAGAGAUGUCAGCGUUGUUUCCAAACGCCCAAAUAACAGGAACGGAUCUGUCCCCAGUGCAGCCAACAGAAGUACCGCCAAAUGUGCAUUUCCUGAUCGAUGAUGCCACCGAGGAGGAGUGGCUAUGGAGCAAUGACUAUUUUGAUUUCAUUCAUACCGGCCACAUGACUGGUUCUGUGCCGUCGUUCAAGCGUAUACUACGACAGUCAUUCAAACACCUCAAACCGGGGGCAUAUAUGGAAUGUCAUGAGCCAGACCCCAAACCGAAAUGUGAUGAUGGGACCAUGCCUCCCGAAAACACAGACGGGGGAUACAGCGCAUACGCCUUGCAUGAUUGGGUAGACCUUAGUGUGCGCUCAGGCCGUCAGUCUGAUCCACCAAGACAGUUCCGAAUCGCCCAUCGGAUUGCGCAGUGGAUGAAAGAGGUAGGAUUUGUUGACGUUGAAGAACGACUCUACAAAAUCCCCACAAAUACCUGGCCACAGGACGAGAGGCUAAGGACUAUCGGCGAUUGGAACGAGAGCAAUUGGCUGCAGGCUUUGUCCGGGUGGUCAUAUAAGCCAUUUCUUGCCCUUGGGUGGUCGCAAGCCGAAAUUGAAGUCUUCCUCGUUGAUGUGAGGAGGAGUAUACAGGACCGAAGUGUCCACGCUUAUAUGGACUUUCAUGUGGUGUCAGGACGGAAGCCCCUUCUCAGCGAAGGGGAAGCUGCUUCCUGA
This is a messenger RNA of Penicillium vulpinum, 942 nucleotides long. Its product is annotated as class I SAM-dependent methyltransferase. The record is from RefSeq and is a predicted model, not a curated record. The transcript has 3 exons. Gene Ontology annotation, molecular function: methyltransferase activity. The coding region runs from base 1 to 942 and encodes 313 amino acids. Lineage: Eukaryota; Fungi; Ascomycota; Eurotiomycetes; Eurotiales; Aspergillaceae.